ACAGGAGGGAGCUGCAGAAGGUUUCCCUUCUGUCAUUACCAAUAAACAUCCUCAUCUGCUCUUCUUUCCCCGCUCCAUUUCCUUCCUUUCAUCUAUCCUCUCAGCAUCGAGUAUCUUGGUCAACCAUCAACAUCCAUCUACCAAGAAUCUGACCACCGCCCGUCAUGUUAUCAUCUUUCUUCGGGACCGGUCGUUCUGUACUCCAGCCCAAGACUCCCUCCCGGCAAGCUAACGAUGACAACCGCGCCAUUCUCUUCAAGGGCCCGGACCGUAACGUCCAACGCCUCACGUCCCACGGUGGAAUAAACGCCCACAAGACCAGUCAGCAGCCCAAGUGUCCCCUGGUUGUCGUUCAAGGCUAUAACUCGGUCCCGUCUAAUCAGUACUACCCCCCGCUGAACCAAGAAUUGUGUUUUGGUCCUUGCGGCGCAGGGCUACACUUCCAGAAUGAAGACGUUGAUAUCCCCACCGACGAAGGCAAGCUCCAGCAGUCGCCCCCAACACUCAUGAAUCGAUUCAAGUACUCCAUGGAAUCCUUCCAUUACCCCGUCCACGUCUGCCGAGAGCCCACAAUGUUUUACGUGGAUAUUGAGAGGAACGUGGAGUGGCACAUCCAACUCCGCCACUACUUUUUCGACCUAGACCAACAGCUUCAAGAGCUCGAGCACUUUCUCUCCUCAUCCUCUUCUGCCAAUAUCGGCAACAUGGACGAUAACACGAACCUCACAGACACCGCCGCCCUAGCAAACUGGACCACUUACGAAACCGCCACCACCAAAGCCGGAUUAGGCUUAUGCUUCCCCGUAACCCGCAGCACGAACCUAGAACAGUUCCCCAACCUCCGAUACUGCCAGCGGAGUGUGUUCUCGCAGCAGAGCAUCAAGGGGCAGCUGACGGGUCGCUGGCUUAUAGUCGCUUACGCUUUUGCAUCUACGUACGAAGCCGCUCGGAAGCUGGACGUCAAAGCCCUGUUAUCAUCGGGCUGCUCCAGCACCGUGAGUGCUGCCCAUGGUACGGGCUCAUGCUCAGGUACAAGUUCAAGAACCCACUACAACACUGACACUAUGCUGGCUCUCUUUGCCAGGUCCUGGGACCCACACAGCUGCAUUCGUAGCGGUAACGGUCCAGCGCCCGGCCAAUUUUAUCAGCUUGAGCGGAGAAAGAAGAUGGCAUCCGAGUAUUACAUCUAUCGGUAUGGCGGUGGCGGCGGCAUAACAAUCACAACAACAACCACAACAACAACAACCUCCUCAACGGCCUCAACUCCUACCGUUGUGGAAACCGAAGACAAGGCUGCUGACACCACUAUUACUUCCUCAACUAUGACCACAAAUAGCGGCAACGCGGAAGAAGAAACGGACAUGUUCCCUACCGUCUACUACGACCCCUACCAGAGAAAACGGAGAUCACACGCACGAUUCUGGGCCGAUGCUGCCCCUAUCGGACUACCUAUCCCCCAGGAACUCGAGGACCGCUGCCAUCUCAUUGAUCGGCUGUGGCCGGCUUUGAUGACGGGCCAGUACACACCUCCAAAGGCGAUGACGGAUCCUGACGAUCUUGAGUGGGAUUGGACCGACGAUUGGCCCAUUACUUCUACCGAGUGA
Neurospora tetrasperma FGSC 2508 is the source of this 1604-nucleotide messenger RNA. RefSeq lists its product as uncharacterized. The transcript has 2 exons. The coding region runs from base 165 to 1604 and encodes 479 amino acids. The record is from RefSeq and is a predicted model, not a curated record. Lineage: Eukaryota; Fungi; Ascomycota; Sordariomycetes; Sordariales; Sordariaceae.